AUGGCGACCGUGGGAAAACCCUCGGAACACGACGACAGAUAUCCAAACUCUAGAUCUGGCCCGUCGCACCAUGAUUCCACCGGAGAGGUACAACCGCUCCUCGGUCCCUCGACCGUGGCCGUCAAAUCACCCGGUGUCGCUCGCAUCGAAAUCAUUAAUGCCUCACUUACGCGAAAUGACCGGAUAAUGAUGUUCCUGGGCGUGUUCCUGGUCGGAUACGCAUAUGGCCUGGACAGCCAAGUGCGCUCUACUUACCAAUCAUACGCUACAUCCAGUUUUGGUGAGCAUUCACUACUAGCGACCGUCAACGUGGUCCGCAGUGUUAUUGCCGCAGCCGCCCAACCAGCUGCCGCUCGCAUCGCAGACGUAUUCGGUCGAUUUGAACUCGUGGCCGUGUCGAUGGUUUUCUACUUGAUCGGUACGACGGUGGAAAGCUGUGCAACUUCGAUCGAGAUGUUCUCGACUGGCACGGUUCUAUAUCAGCUGGGCUAUACCGGAAUCGUUCUGCUGGUGGAGAUUAUCAUUGCAGAUAUUACGUCGAUGCGGUCGCGGGUGUUCUUCAGCUAUCUUCCCGCUACGCCGUUCAUUAUCAAUACUUGGAUUAGUGGGAAUAUCACUUCCACAGUUCUGAGCAAGACUGGGUGGCGAUGGGGAAUCGGCAUGUGGUGUAUCAUUUACACCGUGUGUUCGCUGCCUCUGCUUUGCACUUUGUUUUACACUAGCCGACGGGCACAGAAGACUGGGGCUUUGGAAAAUCAUCCGAGCCCGCUGCGGUUUUUUGGCACACAUCGGUUGGCGGUAGAUAUGUUCCAUCAGCUUGAUGUUGUUGGUAUCUUUCUAAUGAUCGCCAUCUUCGGUCUUAUUCUUGCGCCACUCACGAUCGCCGGUGGGACUGAAUCACAGUGGCGAUCUCCCGUUAUAAUCACACCUCUUGUUGUCGGUGUCUUGUGUAUACCAGUAUUUAUUUUUUGGGAGACGAAAGGCGCAAAACAUCCCCUUGCGCCUUUUCAUCUUCUCAAGGAUCGAGGUAUAUGGAGUGCACUCGCCAUCCGGUGCCUCCUCAAUUUCUCAUGGUAUCUCCAGGCCGAUUAUCUCUAUACAGUUCUGAUUGUUGCAUUUGACUUUUCUGUCGCGACCGCAACUCGCAUUCAAUCCUUCUACUCUUUCUUCGGGUUGAUCAGCGGUCUCAUAACGGGGAUCAUUAUUUACCGAACCCGCAGAUUGAAGUACCUGAUUAUCUGCGGAACAUGCCUUUUCAUGAUGGCAUACGGCCUAGUCCUCUAUUUCCGAGGCGGCGCAGAUGGGGGCUCCAAAGCCGGAGUGAUCACCGCCCAAAUAUUAUUGGGCCUUGCGGGCGGAUUCUUCGCAUACCCAACCCAAGCUUCCGUGCAAGCAGCCACGACACACGAGCACAUGGCCGUUCUCACUGGUAUCUACCUGGGUUCAUACAACAUCGGAAGUGCCCUUGGAACAUGUGUAUCGGGAGCCAUCUGGACACAGACCCUGUAUAAAUCACUUGUCGAGAAUUUGGCAUUCCAGUCCAAUACCACCUUGGCGCAUGCUGUCUACGAUUCGCCCUUCGAGGUAGUUCCUUCCUAUCCAAUUGGUACACCCGAGAGAACUGCUAUCAUCCUCAGCUACCGGCAUGUACAGAGACUUCUCUGUGUUACUGGAAUAUGUCUUGCCGCGCCGAUGAUUGCGUUGGCAUUUGUUUUGCGGAAUCCUAAGCUCUCAAAGGAACAGAGCCAGCCUGAGGCUGAGAGAGAGGAUUAG
This is a messenger RNA of Penicillium pulvis, 1773 nucleotides long. RefSeq lists its product as uncharacterized. The transcript has a single exon. Gene Ontology annotation, cellular component: vacuolar membrane; endosome. NCBI's taxonomy places the organism in Eukaryota, Fungi, Ascomycota, Eurotiomycetes, Eurotiales, Aspergillaceae. Gene Ontology annotation, molecular function: siderophore-iron transmembrane transporter activity. The record is from RefSeq and is a predicted model, not a curated record. Gene Ontology annotation, biological process: intracellular iron ion homeostasis; transmembrane transport. Bases 1 to 1773 code for a protein of 590 amino acids.